AUGCCCCGCCAAUCCAGGUCCUCCGGCCGCUCGGCCCCCUCCCGGCCCAUGGUGCCCGCCCGCUCGGCGCCCGCCCCGACCCAGCAGCAGCAGACCCGGCCGGCCACCACCUACGCCGCGCCCCACGGCGCCGCCGGUUCCGCUGCCCCCCAGGCCCCGACCGCCGCCGCCGGCUCCCAGGGCCCCGGCCUCAUGGGCCAGAUGGCCAGCACCGCUGCCGGCGUCGCAAUCGGCUCAACAAUCGGCAACAUGGUCGGCAACAGCCUGGGCGGGCUGUUCGGCGGCGGCUCGUCGGCGGAGCCCUCGCAGGCGACCCAGGCGCAGGCCGCGCAGACCAGCAACAACAGCUCGUGGGGCAACAACUGCGCGGGGGCGACGGAGCAGUUCACCAAGUGCAUGGACGAGCAGAGCGGCAACAUGCAGAUCUGCGGGUGGUAUCUGGAGCAGCUGAAAGCUUGCCAGGCUGCGGCUAGCCAGUACUAA
Messenger RNA from Chaetomium fimeti, 483 nucleotides. RefSeq lists its product as uncharacterized. The record is from RefSeq and is a predicted model, not a curated record. Gene Ontology annotation, cellular component: mitochondrion; nucleus. NCBI's taxonomy places the organism in Eukaryota, Fungi, Ascomycota, Sordariomycetes, Sordariales, Chaetomiaceae. Gene Ontology annotation, biological process: mitochondrion organization. Bases 1 to 483 code for a protein of 160 amino acids. The transcript has 3 exons.